AUGAUCUGCGCAUCGCGACUUGGGGUGUCAUGGGAAAGUCUGAGCGACCGACCUGCGGCCUGCAGUGCCUUGAGGAGGCACUGCGCUCUUUGGGCGAAGUUCCUGCGUGGAAGCAACUGCCGAACACGCAGCAGCAACAUCAGUGCAGAGGCUGGAAAGCUUCCGUGGCCUGGCCGCCGCAAGCUGAUGGUGAGCCAUUAUUCCGGCAAGGGCACCAUUCUUGUACAGGGUGCGGACGCUGCACUGGUGGAGGAGAAGCUGAAAACAGCGAUUGAGGUUGCCUCGCGGCACCCGGGAACGACUGCAAUGCUGCAGGCUUCCUUGGAGCGGCAGAUUCCCACGCCGCAGGUGGGCGAUUCCCAGAUGCUGCACGCAAGAGAGCCCGUGAUGCCUGCUGCGCCAUCGAUGGAAGGCGAGCCAUGGUAUCUCUACUUGGAUGGAGCUUGCCCAAACAACAGAAACGUCCACGAUGUGGCACAUUCCGCUGGAUGGGGCGUGGCAGUUUUCGAGCAUUCGCCCGCACAUGGCAGGAGGGAGGCCUUCCGCCUCUUCGGGCCCGUUGAGGUCCACCGCAGCUCGGCUUUCUUCCUGGGCGCAGAGGCCCGGGAUCUCAUUCCUUACUGCGUCGGAGUCGGCAUCUUCUCGAGCAGAGAAAAGGUGUGCUCCAACAACACAGCAGAGCUGACUGCCUUCGGCGAGGCCCUCUUGUGGCUUCGUGACGAAGCACCGGGGCCCAAAGAAAGGCCGGCGGUGCUCUGCUACGACUCGCAGUACGCAAAGAAGGCGAUGACAGGCGAAAAUCGAGCGCACGCGAAUGUGGACCUGGUGGCAUCGGUUCAACGUCUCUGGCAGGAGGUGUCUACCAGAAGGCGACUGCAACUAAGUUGGAUCAAGGGCCACGCUGGCGACUUUGGCAAUGAAUUGGCUGACAAGCUGGCCAAUGAGGGGGCCGAAGGACGAGUUGGUGCUGCUUCCAAGCGAUGGUCCCGACGUGCAGCAGGAGCCUGCUGGACGGGAGGGCCAGAAGCCAAGCGUGCAAGAUGCGGGGCUUCUGCAGACCUCUCUCAUGCCGUCGCCGUCGGCUCCCGUAUGGCUUCCACGAGCCAAGCGACAGGAAGCGACUCAGAUCAGCCUGGAGCCUGCGGAGGGCUCAGCGGAGCCGGAGCCGGACUGCUCCUCUUCGGCCCGAAGAAGGGCCAAUCUUUGCACCAAGUCAGCUGCGAUCCGAAAGCAGCCGCUCAGGCCAUUGAUGCCUUGCAAAACUUUUUGGUCACAGCGGGCCUUUGGCAGGCGUUUGAGUGCUCCAAAUUCAAUCCUUCCGCGCGGCAAGAUGGCAACGCUGAGUCUCAUAGCGAGAUCCGGCGACCGCAAUACAGCGCUUCGUCGCAGCUGAGCACGUCCAACAUUCCAGUUGUGUUGUUGUGGACAGUUCAUGCGGUGACUUUAGCUGCAGCCGUCGCCGAGCGGGUGGCCGUGGGGCGUCUGGUCUGGCACCAUGGCUUCGCCUGGCUCUACAUCGCGCAGCUAUCCUUUCUCUGCACGUGA
Molecule: messenger RNA, 1545 nt
Organism: Symbiodinium necroappetens
Lineage: Eukaryota; Dinophyceae; Suessiales; Symbiodiniaceae
Source: the annotation of a GenBank genome assembly